AUGCCACACGAAGGAGGCACGAGGGCUCGGAUACUGCCAGGUUGCCCAAGCCUAGACAGGGGAGGUCGAGUGGCAGAGGCCGGAUUCGAACCACGGACCUUCCGGUCAAGGUUGUUGAUCAGGUGGCUGUUGAUCUGUUCGCCGAGCUUGACAAUUGGCUUGCAAACGUNGUACGAGGAGACAUCAUCAGUGUGCAUUUGGGUGGGUACUUCUUCCUUGCCUGUGUGCGUUUAUAUAGCAUUGGAAGGCUAUCCGUUAUCUUCUGAUGUGUAUUCUUUAAACCAUCCAUUGAUGGAGAGCAGCUUGAAACUUCCGCCUCAAGAGGCACAUUACGGUACUGACUGUCCAAGUGUGGAAAAAGCCACACAUUUUCCAUCAGUAUACGAAGCAACUCCGUCUUUCAUCGGGUGUCAAAGUAAACGGAUGACUUCGACAACAAUAUAG
Molecule: messenger RNA, 444 nt
Organism: Opisthorchis viverrini
Lineage: Eukaryota; Metazoa; Platyhelminthes; Trematoda; Opisthorchiida; Opisthorchiidae
Exons: 3
Coding region: 1-444 (147 amino acids)
Source: RefSeq, a predicted model, not a curated record